This is a messenger RNA of Peromyscus maniculatus bairdii (prairie deer mouse), 2517 nucleotides long. The record is from RefSeq and is a predicted model, not a curated record. Lineage: Eukaryota; Metazoa; Chordata; Mammalia; Rodentia; Cricetidae.
AUGAAAUCAAACAGCAUGGUGGACUUCGGAAACUAAAUAAGUGCCCCAGGCUGGCGGGUUUUAGGAUGCACUUAAACAGCAGCUGGAGUGUACUGGGCGGGGCCAGGCCAAGAAGUGACAGGAAAUUCCACCAUUCCCUGUUGGACUGCGUGGUCCGGAAGUGCAUGAGGAAGACCCGGCCGGGUAUUCGGGGACACGAAAUCUCCCCGGAGCCGCAGUCGCCGCGCGGGGCGGCCUGGGAAAGUCACCAGUCAGCAGCGCAGUGGCGGGAACCGCAGCCCGGCGGCCCUGGAACCUCCCAGAAAACUCAGAGAAAAGCAAUAAGAAGAAUGAAUUCUCUAAUAAAUGCUCCCCAGAAGAAGCAUACUGUUUCCACAUUUGUACUACAUAAAGUGGAAUAUAUUAGGUCUGUUAUCAUUAAGGAAUGUGGAUGUGGACUUCUCAAAGGAGGAAUGGGAAUAUCUAGACUGUGCUCAGAGGGCAUUGUACAUGCAUGUAAUGCUGGAGAAUUACAACAAUCUAGUCUUUGUGGUACUGGCCCAGCAUGAUUUGAAUCCUAGCACUUUGGAUGCUGAUGCAAGAGUAUAUGACUUCUCUCCCACUGCUCCUUGAAUGCACGGGAGAAAGCUGCCUUCUGAGACUUCCAAAGUCUCUACAUUGUGUGAAGCCUUUUAUAACUUAACGAAGUACUGCUAUGCAUGCAACCCUGCAGCAGUGAGUACAAACUUUCCAAUUUUUUGUAGACUCCAAUAAGCCUUUUCUCCAAUACAGUGGUUCCAACUUCCCAAAUGCUGCAAGCCUUUAAUACAGUUUCAUUCACUUCUAUGUGGGUGUAUCUGCAAGUGGGCAGAACUGCCUAGACAACAGAAGCAUCAUAUCUCAGUUUCUAAGACCACUGAAAAUAUAUUUUCCUAUCUCUUGGGCAAUUCCUGUGAGUGGGUCUUUUAAUCCCAAAAAGUCAUGGCCCACAGGUUGAGAAUUGCUAUUGUAUUAUCAUUUUCCUGUUUACAAAAUGUUUGGUGGAACAAUUAGUGGGUCCAGCACAUAUUUAUUAGAAACAUUUCCUGGGGAGAUACAACAUGCAUAUGGAUCUACUCACCCCAACUAGAAACUGAAAACAGAACCAAUUCAAUUUUUUUUUUAAUCAAUGAGCUUUAUUGGAAUUGCUUACAGGAAUAUGGGGAAGCAGUUACUUACAGGAGCAUAAGGGAAUCAAACAUAGUUGCUAUCAUGACUUGAAACCAGAAUGUGAUACUGCUUCUGAAUAAUAAACCCUUGCUACACACUGCACACCUGUCUGCAGGCAUAUCUAAAGAGCAUCCUAUAUUGAUGGCUAAAAUCCGCUUCCAAGGGGCAUGAUUUCUCUUUCUUCAAGUUAAGAUGACUGAAUUCUGUAGGUUUCAGAGAUUUCUUGAAUCUGUUUUUUUUUUGUUUUGUUUUGUUUUUUAAGAUUUAUUUAUUAUGUAUACAGUGAGUGUUCUGCCUGCAGGCCAGAGGAGGGCACCAGAUCUAAUUGUAGAUGGUUGUGAGCCACCAUGUGGUUGCUAGGAAUUGAACUCAGGACCUCUGGAAGAGCAACCAGUGCUCUUAAACUCUGAGCCAUCUCUCCAGCCCCCUUGAAUCUGUUUUGAGUGGUGUAUUCCCUGCCUUAAUCAACUUCCCUCAGAAUGUAUCACUCCAGUCUCCGGGAAACUGUUAAAGAGCAUAUACUUGAGGUUACUGCAUUUUGUCUUCAUCAUGAAGUAUUCGACAUUGAACAGGCAAAAAGUUGACGAAAAUUGUCCUACAUUUUCAUUUUCGCUCUGCAUAAACUUAUGAUAUUCCCGAUCUAAGGUUGAUAUUAGUAACACUCAGAUUUCAUAGUGUGAUCAAAUAUCCCAGAACACAUUCUAAAAGCUAAACCAACAGAAAAGGAUUUCUCAUAUUCACUACAUUUUUAAUCUUUCUCUAAUGUAUGUAUUUUCUGAUGUAUUCUAAGAGAUGAGCCCCAGGUAAAAAAUUUGUCACAUUCACUACAUCUGUAAGGUUUCUCUCCUGUAUGUAUUCUCUGAUGUAUUCUAAGAGAUGAGCCCCAGGUAAAGGAUUUGUCACAUUCACUACAUUUGUAAAGUUUCUCUCCUGCGUGGAUUCUCUGAUGAGUUGUAAGACUGCCACUCCCUGUAAAGGAUUUUUCACAUUUAGUACAUUUGUAAGGUUUCUCUCCUGUAUGUAUUCUCUGAUGAGUUCUAAAUGUUCCUUUUUUGGUAAAUGAUUUGUCACAUUCAGUACAUUUGUAAGGUUUCUCUCCUGUAUGUAUUCUCUGAUGAGUUCUAAAUGUCCAAUUCUGGGUAAAGGAUUUGUCACAUUGAGUACAUUUGUAAGGUUUCUCUCCUGUAUGUAUUCUCUGAUGAAUUCUAAGACUGCUUUUUGUAGUAAAAAAUUUGUCACAUUCACUACAUUUGUAAGGUUUUUCUCCUGUAUGUGUUCUCAGAUGAUUUCUAAGUGCUGCUUUCUCAGUAAAGGAUUUCUCACAUUCAC